Molecule: messenger RNA, 1794 nt
Organism: Penicillium verhagenii
Lineage: Eukaryota; Fungi; Ascomycota; Eurotiomycetes; Eurotiales; Aspergillaceae
Exons: 2
Coding region: 1-1794 (597 amino acids)
Source: RefSeq, a predicted model, not a curated record
AUGCUCUACGCUCAAUGGUCGUGGAUGAGGAAUGAGAUGAAUCCAAUCUGGUUCCACGUCCACGUGGACACCAAGUUUAGUUUGAACUGCGACUGGUUGUCACGAACAAACGACAUUAAGAAAGCCGCACAGCAACUGGGGAUUAAUCUCCAGGAGAAAGUAGCAGAUAACAUAGACACGACAAGAUUCAAAGACUUUGACAUCAACGCACAGAAAGAAUCAACAUUGAAAGAGUACUUCAACUCCGUGUCGCUGUCGGACUGGAGCAUGGCUACUGCAUCUCUCUCAAUUCCGGCCCACGAGACGUUUGAAGAACAACAGAGCACCAUUGUCAGCACUGAGGAACGCGUCGACGAUGGAAUUGACUAUGAAAUUGACGAUGAAAUUGACGAUGGAAUUGACGAUGGAAUUGACGAUGGAGUUCAUGAUGACAAUUUUGAUGAAAUUUCGAAUUGGAUUGAAACAACGAACCCCCUACCUGAAAUUGAGCCAAGUUUUGAGAGUCUCGUUUUGGGUAACCCAAAAUUAUGCUUAUGGUGUCACCACGAAGGGCUUUUUGAUGCAGAAGAUGAAUGUCAUCAAUCUGCCUAUGUGGAAGUCAACAUGGCAGUCGAUAUGGCAGUCGAUAUGGAGGUUGAUACGGAAGUCGAUAAUGGCCAGAACAAUCGGUUUCCCGGUGUUUGCGAAGCGGCUGAUAUACCACCUCUCCUGUUCAGGUGGUCGAAUAUUGAUUCACAAGGAAUCAAUUCAAGGGCCAGGCUCCGUGCAGGACUUUUCGUCAAUAAUGACAUGAACGUUGAUUUGGAUGGACUGACACAGGAAAAAUAUCUCGAAUAUUUUACCAAUCACGUAACGAGAGCAAGAUUGUUCUCACCUUUCAUUUCGUCAUGCACCGGACCUAUCAUGCCCAUCCACAGGUCUCUUAGAAACCAACGAGGAGCGAAGGUAAUAAUCAUCGACACCGCCAAGCUGAACACCAUGGUUGUCAAAGCCCAGACUCUGGUACCAUUGACGGAGACUCGGACGCCACGUUGGCGUGGGUACGGAGAGUACCUUAUUUGGCGAGAAAUCCCCGAGGCAGCAGUAAUCUGCGAAUUCGCUAUAACUCGACUGGAACAGAUCGCUGAGGACGCCCCGGACAUAAAGGACUUUCUACAGCUGGAGCUCAUAAAGAGCCAGAAAUUCUGUAGCUCAGAAUUAUACAUCCAGCUCGCUUGCAAGUUAGAGACUUGCAAGUAUGACUUUCUGACCCUGGAGAGACUAACAAUUCACCUCAACGUGCCAGUAGAGUGGCGGGGGCCUGUUGCACAGACGUUCAAGGAAGCCUGGACAAGAAACUUUGGGGGCUCUCGUGAUUUCGAGAUCGACCAAGAUAGGGAUGAUGAUAAGACGACAGCGGUUGACGUCUAUUACAACAACAAGAGAGACAGUAAAUCUGAUGCCUCUGGUACAGCAUACGCCCCCUCAGAAACCAACCUUGACCACAGCUCCGAGAGCGAGGAGUCGCAACAGGAUACUGGUUCGGCUUCACCUGAAGCCCAUGCCCGACGUCGCGAUACGUCUAGCCCACCAUUCUCCACCCAGGACUCCAUUGAUGACGAUGAGCCCUGGCGGUUCAACUGGGUGGAUGAGGAUGAAGAUCCAAUUCCAGAAGGAGGAGGACCACAAAGUGUUCAUUUAUUCACGCCUUCAACCCAUCGGCGUGAGCAACAGGAAACAUCCUUCUCGAUAGCACCUAUUCCGAUCGAUUUCGAGAGUGAGGCUAGUUGGCCACCGCUGGACUACUAUGCUUGA